Molecule: messenger RNA, 4798 nt
Organism: Bombyx mandarina (wild silkworm)
Lineage: Eukaryota; Metazoa; Arthropoda; Insecta; Lepidoptera; Bombycidae
Gene: Ctps
Product: CTP synthase
Biological process (GO): pyrimidine nucleobase biosynthetic process; CTP biosynthetic process
Cellular component (GO): cytoplasm; cytoophidium
Molecular function (GO): identical protein binding; CTP synthase activity
Source: RefSeq, a predicted model, not a curated record
AUGUAACAAUACACAUUCCUACAAUUGUUCGUAAAAUUUCAUUCUGAUUUCGCAUAAUCUGUGAUUGUAAUUCUUGUGAACGCGUGCACGCAUCAACUUAAAAAACAUCAAUUAAUUCUUUCUAUAAAUACAUUAUUGAUUAAAUGCAUGUUCAUAGUAAAAAAAAUUACACCUUAAUUUUCAUAAUCGUCUCAUUUUUUUGAAUCUACUAUAAAAUGCCGGAUAUGAAAUAUAUUCUUGUGACUGGUGGCGUUAUAAGUGGUGUUGGAAAAGGUGUAAUCGCAAGUUCUUUUGGCACAAUCUUAAAAAGCUGCGGUAUUGAUGUAACUUCUAUCAAAAUCGAUCCGUAUAUCAAUAUAGAUGCAGGAACGUUUUCUCCCUACGAGCACGGUGAAGUGUAUGUCUUAGAUGACGGUGGCGAAGUUGACCUUGAUCUUGGCAAUUAUGAGCGCUUCUUGGACAUAACUCUGCAUAGAGAUAAUAAUAUAACAACGGGAAAGAUUUAUCAACAGGUUAUAGAACGGGAGAGAAGAGGAGAUUAUUUAGGAAAAACUGUUCAAGUUAUCCCACACAUUACUGAUGCUAUACAAGAAUGGGUACAGAGAGUCGCACAUAUUCCGGUGACAUCAAAUAAUGCACCUCCUAGAGUGUGUAUAAUAGAGCUUGGUGGCACAAUAGGCGACAUAGAAGGAAUGUCAUUUGUAGAGGCAUUUAGACAAUUUCAAUUCCGUGUGAAGAGGGAAAACUUUUGCUGUGCUCAUGUGUCUUUAGUGCCAAUGCCCAAAUCAACUGGGGAACCUAAAACGAAACCUACACAAUCAUCAGUCAGAGAGUUGAGAGGCCUGGGCUUGUCACCAGAUUUGAUCCUGUGUCGCUCUGAAAAGCCCAUUAAUCAUAAUGUGAAAGAAAAAAUAUCAAACUUUUGUCAUGUUGCUCCAGAACAGGUUAUAUGCAUUCAUGAUUUGACUUCGGUUUACCAUGUACCGCUGCUAAUGGAAGCACAAGGAGUUGUCCAAUAUCUGAAUGAGAGAUUGAUACUCAAUAUAUCAAUGCCUAGACCAAGCAGAUUCAUGCGUAAGUGGCGUAAUCUAGCUAAGCGAGUAGACAAUUUGCGUAAAGAGGUAAAUAUAGCACUUGUAGGAAAAUAUACAAAACUUGAAGACAGCUAUGCCAGUGUCACUAAAGCAUUACAACAUUCAUGCAUUGCAACUGGAUGUAAACUGAAUCUCACAUACAUUGAAGCUGUUAAUUUGGAGAAACAGAUGAAAAUCGAUGAUCCUGUAAACUACCAUAAAGCUUGGCAGGAUUUAUGUAAAAGCGAUGGUGUAAUAGUCCCUGGUGGAUUUGGACAACGAGGUAUGGAAGGUAAAAUUGAGGCGUGUCAGUGGUGCAGAGAAACACAAAAACCAAUGCUAGGCAUUUGCCUGGGCUUACAAGCUGCUGUCAUAGAAUUCGCUAGAAACGUUCUCGGGUUAAAAGGAGCUAAUAGUACAGAAGUAGAUCCAACAUGUGAAGAUAAACUGGUGAUUGACAUGCCUGAACAUCAUCCUGGUAAUCUUGGUGGUACAAUGAGACUCGGAAAAAGAAAUACUUAUUUAGAACCUAGUAUAGUAAGUCAGUUAUACAAAAAAGAAGUCAUAGAAGAGCGCCACAGACACCGUUAUGAAGUGAAUCCAGAAUACACAAAACGUCUUGAAGCAGCUGGCCUCAAGUUCGUCGGAAAAGAUGACACUGGAACAAGAAUGGAAGUAGCUAUAAUAAAAGACCACCCAUAUUACGUAACCGUGCAAUUUCAUCCAGAAUAUUUGUCAAGGCCUCUAUCUCCGAGUCCCACAUUUUUGGGUCUUAUUCUGGCAUCUUUGGGCAAACUGAAAUCAUACAUGAACAGAGGGUGUCGUCUUAGUCCAAGAAAUCAAUCUGAUGUUAGCUCUGACGAAGAAGAUUUGUCUGUGUCUUCAAUCAGUUUAUCAGAUGAAAACACAAUCAUAGAGAAUGGUAAAGAAGAAAAUUUAACAACAAACUUGAAGAAAAUGAAUGGUCAAGUUAAUGGUAACACUGGUUAAACGAAUUCUCCACAUUUAAUUCCAAUUAAUUAGGUACUGUUUAAUUUUAAGCUUUACUCGUGCUUUGAUCAACUAUUUCAAUGUAACUAGAAUCUAUUAUAUGUUAUCUACUCACAAAACAAUUACAGUAAGGUCUUUCUAAUUAUGACAGGCGAAUAUAAGGGCCCUGUAUUUGAAUUAUGCUCUAUAAUAUUUUAACGAUAGUGGAAUAGCCGGAGUAAGGAAACCUUUCUGGAUAACAAACAGAAACAGUUGUGAUAUUUCAUAAUACACCUUACAUGCCUAAUUAUAUAUUUAACCAAUAUCUUAUCUAUUACUGCACGAAUGUAAGGAAUUGGAGCGGUUGCCUUCUUUUUUUAAAGACGAAAGAUAGUAAACUGCUAGUAAUAGACACAAAUCUAAGUCUAAUUUAUUUUAGUAGAUAUAAAUACGUAUAAAAAGACAAAGACAAAAUAGUUACGAUGUAUUUUUGUUCACGAGCUUUUAGAGCUAUUUUUUUAAUAUUUAAAGGAAAAACGUCAAUAAGAAAACAUAUCGUAAUACAUAAAAAAAUCUAAAUCUUGAGGUGUCAACGAUUAUGGUCGAGUUUCAACUACCGUUUCAUCAAUGAAAGUAAAUAGUUUAAUAUGUGAAAUAAAGUUUCAGAUUUGGUGAAUCUGUAAUAUUAAAACAGCUGCGAGACUCGUUAUCAGUUUUUGGGCGAUACUAAUCACUGUAACAAAAUAUAUUCAAACUUUAGUAUUAUCCUGUUAGAAUCAACAGCAUUGCAACCUGUGUGCUUAGUGCGAGUUUUUUUUAAAGUUCUCGAUAGCGUAAAAGUUACAUCAAAUUUGUAUGGAGUUUGGAACGUUUGCCGCAAGGGGCGCUGUUACAACUGCAUACAAAUUUAAGUGAACUUUUAUGCUAUCGAAAACGUUAAAAAACUCGCACUAAGUACUCUGUCUUAUUUUCGGGACCUGUUUUAGAACACCCUGUAUGUUACUGACGUUGUUGUAUCCAACAACACUAAUUAUUAUAUUAAUAAUUAAUUAAUUAAUCGUAAUUAAAAAAAUUAAUCGUUCAUUACUCCGCUCAGUGAAUAAAUCAAUUAGAAUUAGGAAGGCCUUACUGUGUAAUGUAUAUAUUGCUAGAAAUGAAUUCAUGACAAAUAAAACGUAAGGACUCCAAACAUGCAUGCAUAAUUUUAAUAAUAGUUUUGUGAUUCUGUAACAAUGUAAUUGUUGCUGGACUUUCUAGAUUAAAAUAUUAAGUUUAACUUAGUCCAUAGAAUAUUUAAGUACAAUUUUCCAUUUAUUAUUGUAUAAAUUGACUAUUUCAUGCUUUAUUAACAGAAAUGUGUAAGUUAACAGUGUGAUCAUCGUUAGAACUGUAUUCAAGAUUGGUCACGUUCGACCUACGAUUUCGGGCUUUUUACACAGGUUCUAUAGGGAUCGUACCUAAAGUUCAAUCGGCAACUACUACCUUAACGUCAAUGGAAAGCAAUGUUCAUUUAUUAAGAUAAACACAACUAAUUGUUGCCCCGCAAUGAAUAGUAAUGGCAGCUAGCCGAAAAUUCCCAGUUUUAAUUGCAUUUCAAUGCGCGCUAUGCAAACAUAGUCAAUUCGGUCCAGUGGUAUCGUGAAAGGUAUGUCAUUGUUUUUGGGUACGGUUCCAAUAGAUGAUGCACAUAAACAUAAAAAUGUAGUGCCUUUAACUUCGUGUAACUAUAGUAUCUGAUUAUUGUUGACUAACGUUAAUUUCAUUCAUUGUUAAAAAUCUAUUAAAUGUUAUGUAAGGUGAUCUUUUAUCACAAAGAGAAAUGUUUUUAUUAUUAGCCCCAAAUAUAUAGUAAGAUUGUAACGUUUGAUUGUCCUAUGUGAUAAUUCGGAAUGCAUACAGUGUAUUUGUAUGGAAACAUAUUUGUUGACAUUUUAUAUCUAAAUGGAGUUAUUUGUAAUGGAAAAAUAUAUUUCUAAAAUUGGAAAAAAUGUAAAAAAAAAACUUAAUAUUAUAGUUUUAGAUACCUACUUUAAAACUCGUAGUAUGUAAAACUACCACAUUUUAUUAAAUGUUUGAAAUGAAAUAUCAUUGCUAUAACACCCUCACACAACAAUCUUAGCUUAAAUAAAUAAAUGAAAUACAAUUGAGAUUGAGAAAUACUAAAUUGAAACAUACAAUUUAACUACAUUAUAGCAUGUAUGCAGGUAAAUUCUGUGUGAUAUGAAUCAAUAUUGGGGACUCUUUAGUGAAUUCUACACUUGAGAAGAAAACAAAAUCUAUCCAUAUUGAAUGAAACAAUAAGUUGUCUGAACAAUUAUGUCGUCUAGACUUGUGAGAAUUUAAAGAGCAAGAACUUAGAUGUAUAUUCCCCUAUGUAUAGUUCUAGUAAAAGUUGUUAAAUACGUUAACCUAAUAGUUUGAAUUUUUGACUAUGAACGUUAGCUUUAAUGCAAAUGAUUGUGCCAGAAUAUUAUUUUUAUGUGUCAUAGAUCUUAUUUAAAUUAACAGCCGUUGCAAAGUUUACUAGGCAGGUCCGUUGAUCGCAGAAUGAAAUAUGAGAAAGACGUGAAAGUUGUCAAGUGCUCACGAUUAGCAAUCUUACAAAUAAUAAUUGUGUCGACAGAACCAUGACGCUUUUUGUUAAGCGCCGUUUAGACAUCUCAGAUUGAAUUUUUUUUUAAAAGUACUUUAACAUCGAGCAGUAAUUAAAAAAACUAAUACGCUAAUACCUACUUAAGUUCUGAAAUAAAUUAUUU